Molecule: messenger RNA, 237 nt
Organism: Penicillium verhagenii
Lineage: Eukaryota; Fungi; Ascomycota; Eurotiomycetes; Eurotiales; Aspergillaceae
Product: nucleoside 2-deoxyribosyltransferase domain-containing protein
Exons: 1
Coding region: 1-237 (78 amino acids)
Source: RefSeq, a predicted model, not a curated record
AUGAACCAGGCACGGAGUCAAGUCAUCUUCGCACCUUCAAACGAUGCUCCCCGCGGCGUGAAGUCCGUUUUCCUUGCUGGCACCACCGAAAAAGUCGGGGAUUUCGACUGGCGCGAGCUUCUAUCCACCGCCCUCUCUGACGUGCCUAUCACAAUCUACAACCCUUACCGUGCGGAUUGGGAUAGCUCGUGGCACGAGGACAUCAAUUUUGCUCCUUACCGCGAGCAGGUCGAGUGA